Prorocentrum cordatum is the source of this 1945-nucleotide messenger RNA. The record is from the annotation of a GenBank genome assembly. Lineage: Eukaryota; Dinophyceae; Prorocentrales; Prorocentraceae.
AGCGACCUUGGCUCAAGCCACUUCGACGAGAGGCCUCUUCCGUUGGCAGCCCUUCUCGACGAGAGGCCACCUCAUGCCGUGCUGGGGCGAACAUUUUCUUUGCCGCGAGUGCCAUGCUGAAGCAAAGGUGAAGCUCGUCGCCUCUGCUGCUGUCGGCCUUCCCUUCUGGGGAGUGGGCAGCAUCCUGACGGGUACGGUGGCGGUGGGGAUUAUGGAGCGCCAUUGGGAAUACAAGGGCCAGCCCGGUCGGUGCGCGCGCUGCGGACGCGCCUGGACGGAUCGUGACGAGCAUGCAGGCAUGGAUUUGCUGAGUCGCUCGCAAUGGGGACAGGCACGCGAUUUGCAAAGUGUGCAGGCGGAGUUCAAGUCUGCAAUGUCGUUCACUCAGCAUGUGUUGUCCCAAGAGCCAUCCAACGAGGCCGAUCGAGCAAUCUUGCCGCAUAUCCUCAAGGCUAUGGCGGGCAAUCCAAACAAACAUUAGUAAAAACUGAGAUAACACAAUGAAAAUAGUUAAACAUGAAGAGCAAACAAAAAAAAGGCCAUGGCGGGCAACCGGCCUGUGAGCUUUGGGCGGCAUGGCAGUACGAAUGGCAGCGCGCUGCAUGUACUGCACUCGCUCGCGCAGGGAGUUCCGGAGGAAGAAGAAGAUUGGGAUCUCAAGUUGUCCUCUCCCCCGAGUUGGUGCCGGUCCUCAUCCAUAGAAGAGUUGCGCUCGGACACCCGCGCCAAGCGCGAUUUCAUAGAUGGCGCCAGAGAUCGGAUUGCGUCCAGCCUUGGUGUGGAUGUGAGCAAGGUCAACGUCACAGCCAUAGAGAGUGGCAGUAUUCAUCUGAAGUACACGGUCUCCGACCUGACGCUCAAAGAGAAGGAGCGCAUCUUGCAGGCUGAUGUCACUGGGAAGCUCCGGAAUCAGUUCGACACGUUCGUUGCUCUCAAGGUGUCGCCGGCGGUGCUGGCACUCCACUUUAAUUUGGACGAUAUGGACGAGAAGGGCAACAAGAGCAGCCAUGAGUUCUCGAGCACACAUCAGGUGGGCCCACCAGGCAAGCAGCGCACGUACUUCCAGCCAUGCGGUUGGACCCGUUAUGGCUUCAAAGUCCUUGGAAAAUACACGGGGGACACAUGGUUGCACCCGUUCCAGGACGCAGGUAAUUGGUAUCGAGCAUUCCAUAGCACGGGCAGGUCAAACGAUCCUAGCGCACCCAAAAAGAUUGUCGACGGUGGUUUCCGUGCAAGCGCUGGUGGUAAGUUGGGUGCAGGCGUAUAUGUCACUCCAAAAUCCCAGUAUUCAGAGGCGCAUUAUUGCGCAAAGAUUCAGCUUCAGACCACCAGUGGGCCAAAGGCUUUCUCGUACAUGCUGCAAGUGGCCGUGCGGCCUGGCUCCAUCAUCAACGAAGGAUACCCAGAUGGAUCUGGAAUCAAUCAGGAGUGGACGGUGGACCCCAAGGAUGUGAGGCCCUACGGCUUGCUGGUUAAAGAAGUGUAGAUCAUGGUGUUUCGCCUGAGACGGGCGCAGUGUGAAGGAGUUGCAAGAUGUGGCAAGGUUGUUUGGGUUUGGACCUCAAGUAUCAAGACCGAAUCAUCCACCUGACAUGCCAGCGGCAUGGUGGGUGGGGCUGUGUGCAUAGGAUUGUGCAGGAAUUUGGGUUUUGUGUGCACAUGGCAGUUUGACAGAUUGCACUUGUGUCGUGUAUUCUGCCUAGUGUGCAGAAUUUGCACUAGUCUUCAUAUGCCGGUGUAGUACGCGGCGCGUUUGCAAGCAGACAUAGAGUGUUCUUCAACGGUAGUUGUUGAAUGGUUUCCCUUAUUCAACGGGGGUCGGCGGAUAUCAUGCAUUCUGCCGAGAGAGCAGAAUAUCACUUGUCUGCUUAUGCUGGCGUAGUACGAGGCGCGAGCAGACUACGACACAGCACAAUCUUUGCAACGAAAGUGACGAUGGCAAUAG